This is a messenger RNA of Aphis gossypii (cotton aphid), 759 nucleotides long. RefSeq names its product dynein light chain Tctex-type 5-like. The transcript has 3 exons. Gene Ontology annotation, molecular function: dynein intermediate chain binding. Gene Ontology annotation, cellular component: cytoplasmic dynein complex; cytoplasm. The coding region runs from base 186 to 674 and encodes 162 amino acids. NCBI's taxonomy places the organism in Eukaryota, Metazoa, Arthropoda, Insecta, Hemiptera, Aphididae. The record is from RefSeq and is a predicted model, not a curated record. Gene Ontology annotation, biological process: microtubule-based movement.
ACAACUUAAAACACCUUUUAAAUAAAUACUUUGGAAAUUUUAUAAACAGUAAAGUAAACAUGAACAAUUCGUCCUAAAAAUAAAUAAGCUUCUACUUAAUUAAUACUGUGUUAAUUGUUAAUAAAUAAAAAACGUAUAUAAUAAAAUACAUUUGACUAUUAGAAAGUUUAUUUAAGUUAAUAAUAAUGUCGUCUAGAGAAGAUAUAAAUGAACAAAUACAGGAAAUGCAGGAAGAAGGAAGUAUUUUAUCUUUCUAUCCGGCAGAGAUCAAUGUGGAAGAUAACGAUGAUCCUAAUGUUUCAGAAGAAAAUGUUAUCAAGUAUGAGAACACGUAUAGAAUGGAAUCGAAAAAACCAUUUGACGAACGUUUAGCUAAGGUUGUAUUAAAAACUGAAAUUGAAAAUCAUUUCAACGACGAAACGAAGUAUGACCCUAACAAAGCAAUACAAACCUGUUCUGAUAUUUCAUUAAAUGUAAAAAAUAAAAUUCGAGAAAUGGAAUUUGAUAGAUAUAAAAUUGUUUGCAUUGUUGGAAUUGUAGAAAAGAGAAGCCAAGGAGUUAUAUCAAAAGUAAAAUUUUUACGCGAUAUAACAAAAGAUAAAUAUGUUAAAACCAAGUUUGAAAAUAAUAAUUUAGUUGCUACAAUUGUUGUGGGUGCAUUAUAUUUUGAAUAAAAUCUACAAAAUAUCGUUUUUUAUUUUGCCAGAAAACGUAUAAUGAAUAAGACUUAAACUUAAAAUAAAUAUUGAUCUUAAAACA